AUGGUCACCGAACUUCCAUAUGCCCUCGACGCCGAGACUCCCUUGAGUCCCUCCGAGCUCAAUGUCCUCCGCGCCCAGUACGAGAAGGAAGGGGAGAUGGCCGGAGUUCAGACGAAAUUCAACUACGCCUGGGGCCUCGUCAAGUCCAACAACCGCAACGACCAGCAGCUAGGCGUCCGCCUCCUCUCAGACAUCUUCCGCCUCUCCCCCGAGCGCCGCCGCGAGUGCCUCUACUACCUCGCCCUCGGCAACUACAAGCUCGGCAACUACGCCGAGGCCCGCCGCUACAACGAGCUCCUCGUCGAGAAGGAGCCCGCCAACCUGCAGGCGGGCAACCUCCGCCAGCUCAUCGACGACAAGGUCGCCAAGGAGGGGCUCAUGGGCGUCGCCAUCCUCAGUGGCGUCGGCAUCGCCGCCGGCGUGGUGGGGGCCUUCAUCCUCAGGAAUGCCAGGAGGAGAUGA
This is a messenger RNA of Clonostachys rhizophaga, 462 nucleotides long. Lineage: Eukaryota; Fungi; Ascomycota; Sordariomycetes; Hypocreales; Bionectriaceae. The record is from the annotation of a GenBank genome assembly.